This is a messenger RNA of Dichotomopilus funicola, 1440 nucleotides long. RefSeq lists its product as uncharacterized. The transcript is spliced from 3 exons. Lineage: Eukaryota; Fungi; Ascomycota; Sordariomycetes; Sordariales; Chaetomiaceae. Gene Ontology annotation, molecular function: oxidoreductase activity. The record is from RefSeq and is a predicted model, not a curated record. Bases 1 to 1440 code for a protein of 479 amino acids.
AUGGCGACCAACACCCCUUCAGACGCGGCCACGACCGUGCACUUGUCCCCCAGAACCUCGCCCGGCUACACCCACGUCGCCGGCUUGACGGAUGAGUGCGCGAAGAAAACAUCCGAGCUGCUCACCGUCAAUCAUAAGCUGUAUCACACAAGAUGGAACUUGACUUUUCACAACCACAUUGCCCACCACCUGCUCGCCAUUUGGGCUUUGGGUGGCUCCCCUGCUGAGAUCCAGGACAUGUGGGACUACAAUGCGCCUUACCAGGGUGCCAUUGAGCGCCCUCGUGCAGCAGACUCGCCAGAACCAGACCUCAAGGACCCGGUGCAGUUUGAAAAAUGUCUUGGUGUAGACGACUGCUACCUCGACUUUUUGAGAUUUUUCGAAGGCGAGAUUGCCGAAAAGGGUGUUCCCGCUGUUAUUCAUGAGUACCUUCUCAAGGGGGAUGAGCGAGCGGACGAUAUUUUCGGGCGCAUGUACACCGACCUGGUACACCCGAUCAUCCACCUCGGGUCGGCUCUUGAGUUCGACCAACCGGGCUUGGUGGCCGAAGCACUCGCCGGCGCUUGUGUUCACUUUAGUUGGCCCAAGACGUUCCUGUUGCCCACAGAGGAGCAUGUCCGGUCCAACCCGGGCGAACAGUCAACGCCGUUCCUCCAGUUGCUGGAUGGAAUGCGCCAUGACCCUGUCAUUGCCUCUGGCGUGCGUGAUGGCGACCCUUUCAACAAAAUCCCGGAUGCGUUCCUCAAGCGCGUGACGCCGGCUCAGCUGGUACCUCACUUGAGCCGGUUCCGGGUGAAGGCGGAGCCGGAGGAUUUGCGGCGUAAGACGACGGAGAUGCUCUACGCCAGUGCGUAUGUGCUGGGCGCAGCGCAACGGCCCGGGAAGCGUGAGAAGAUGGAUUUUGUGACGCUACACAGUGCCACACUCGCGGUAUUCUACCCGGCCUUGCUAGCGCUGGACUGGCUGUCGGAUGCCGAGAAAGCGCGCAUGCUGGAGGCCAAGGUCCGCGUCGAUGCCGUCAUGUACGCAGGCUGUGCCUGCCCGGCGUUGUACCCGGAGCGCAUCAUCGACUAUGUGCCCCAACACCCAGCCGACGGCUGGCCGGAGCUUAUUCACCGGGCCAUUGUCUACCGCGAUGAGGGCCACGCGGCGAAGCUAAUCCGCGCCCUCUACUGCGUGGAGCAACUCGAUGAGCCGGUUCCCGAAAAUUUCCCGAUUGGAAAGGAGCACCUCAUCAAGAUCGCACACAUGGCGAUGGAUUCCAUUGAAGCGUCGCUGGAACCGGAUGGUCAUAACACCCCGGAUCACGUCGCGAAGGCGGUGCUGGACCGGGUUGGCCACGGCGGCGAGAUGGUUUUGAAUAACACCAUCCGUUGGGUGUUUUACGGUGGUCUGGAGAAAGCUUGGUUGUAUGUGCCCGAGAAAAAGAUCCCCGUGUAA